Messenger RNA from Tachysurus vachellii, 3149 nucleotides. RefSeq names its product erythrocyte membrane protein band 4.1 like 4A (gene epb41l4a). Gene Ontology annotation, molecular function: cytoskeletal protein binding. NCBI's taxonomy places the organism in Eukaryota, Metazoa, Chordata, Actinopteri, Siluriformes, Bagridae. Gene Ontology annotation, cellular component: cytoskeleton. The transcript has 23 exons. Bases 523 to 2556 code for a protein of 677 amino acids. The record is from RefSeq and is a predicted model, not a curated record.
CUUGGCAACGGGGCGCUGAAGGAGUGAAUUUUACAGCGCCUUCAGUUUCAAGUCGGUGCGGGAACAUUUAUCGCGGGGAUAUUUUUACAUAUAUUUUAACGACUUCGGAUGAAAAUAAUAACACGAGACUACUUUCUGAAUUAGAAAAAUAAAAAAAAAAGAAUGACUUUUAGGACUCGGGAGCAGCAAUUCACCUGAGCUCGCGCGCGGAGCUCUCGUGAGGGUCGUCAAGUGUGUGCGCGAGCGGUUCGAGAGAAAGAUGCUGAGGAGAUGCUAAAGGCUACGGAGAGUUUCUCUUUCUUUUUUCUUUCUUUUUGCUUUAAUAAACUGUAAACAAAAACAUAUUUGAAAAUAUUUAUAUAUAUAUAUAUAUUUAUUCUGUUCUGUCUAGCUAACAAAAGAGUAACUCAGGACGGUUUAUUUUAUAGACACUGAAUUCCUCUGAGCACAAUGAGGAAAAGCUCGAAGACAAAUUAAUAUUCUUAUUGAGAAAAAACAAAAAGUGAGACUUUCAGUGCAAAUAUGAGCUGUUUCUGCGCCACUCAAGAGGAAUUUUACUGCGAGGUUUUGCUUCUGGAUGAGACGAAGCUCAUUUUAACCUCCCAGCAUCAGGGCAUUAAGAAAUCCACAAAGGCCUGCAUGGUGCUGGAUUACGUGUUCAGCCACGUCAACCUUCUAGAAAGCGACUAUUUCGGCCUGCGCUACUGCGACCGCGGCCAUCAGACGUAUUGGCUAGAUUCGACAAAAACCCUGGCAGAACAUAAAGACCUUAUAGCAACCGGACCGCCGUACACGCUGUAUUUCGGUGUUAAAUUUUAUGCCGAGGAUCCCUGUAAACUAAAGGAGGAAAUAACCAGGUACCAGUUCUUCCUCCAGAUAAAGCAGGAUGUGCUUCAAGGAAGACUUCCAUGUCCUUUCAAUGUCAGUGCACAGAUUGCUGCUCUGGCGAUCCAGUCUGAGCUUGGAGAUUACGACCCGUACAAACACGUGCCAGGCUACGUGUCGGAGUAUCGCUUCGUUCCAGACCAGCAGGAAGACUUGGAGGAUGCUAUCGAGCAAAUUCACAAAACACUAACGGGUCAGACGCCUUCCGAAGCCGAGCUGAAUUAUUUAAGCGUGGCCAAAACACUGGAGAUGUACGGAGUGGACCUUCAUCCUGUGUUUGGGGAAAAGCAGUCCGAAUAUUUCCUGGGGUUGACACCGGUUGGAGUUGUUGUUUACAAAAAUAAAACCCAGGUUGGGAAGUAUUUCUGGCCAAGAAUUACAAAAGUAUUUUUCAAAGAAACCCAGUUCGAGCUGCGCGUUCUGGGGAAAGAUUGCAACGAAACGUCAUUCUUCUUCGAAGCUCCCAGUAAGGCGUCAUGUAAAAACCUUUGGAAGUGUUGUGUCGAACACCACACCUUCUUCAGAAUGCCGGAAAAUGAAGUCAACAUUCUGUCAAGCAAACUGUCCAAAUUCAGCUCUCUUGGCUCCAAGCAUCGUUACAGCGGGAAGACCGCCAUGCAGAUGGGAAAAGAUCAGGGUAUCAGUUUACCCAGGCCGAAUCUGGAGGUGGUUCGUACACGCAGUAAAACUUACCCAAAGAGGAGCACUCAGCCUACAAGCUUGAACAAUGGGAGCCGAUCAGUCACAAAGGCAGGAAAUUCCCUGGGUGAAGGCCAGGCUAAAGCCAGCACACUCCCACCAGCCAGGAGCCCCAAAGUGUCCAAGACGGAGAGCGUUUCAGAGGACCAGCCAAGCAGGCACACGGCCCCCUGGGACGAGAACGCACCACAGAGCGGGUUGUAUAACUCGGCCAGCGAGCGAAACAAAUCUCCCAAAUUCCCGAACACACGCAGACGUUCGCCCUCAGGAGGCAGCGAGAACGAGGUUACGAACUCCUCCAGGCACAGGAAAGGCCAGAGCAGUGAGGAUCCAUCCAGCAAACAGCACCGGAGAAGGUCACGUUCCCGUGGCAACACAAGCAGCGGCAGUGAGUCGGAGAAUUCCAACCGAGAGCAUCGUAAAAAGAGGAACCGAUCCCGACAGGAGAACGAGAUGGUAGAUUCCGGGCCGCAGUGGGAGGCUGUGCUUCGCAGGCAAAAGGAGAAAAACCCGAACGACCCUAACCAUCGUCGCUCACGCCAUCGCUCUAGAUCAAGAAGUCCAGAUGUUCAAGCUAAAGAGCAGCUGUGGAAGCACAUACAGAAGGAGUUGGUGGAUCCAUCCGGUUUGUCAGAGGAUCAGCUGAAGGAGAUUCCAUAUAAGAAAGUAGAAACUCAAGGUGACCCGAUCCGUAUCCGGCACUCUCACUCUCCCCGGAGCUACCGACAGUACCGGCGCUCGCACUACUCCGACGGAGAGAGGUCUGUCCUCUCAGAGGUCAACUCUCGGACUGAUCUGGUGCCUCCGCUUCCUGUUACACGCACCGUAGACAUUACCGGGUCCAGUACUGCCACCUCACAGAAGAAGAAUGGCUCCAAAGACAACCUGUCAGAGAGCUCUGGACAGGAGACAAAAAGCAGCAUCAAGUCAGCGAUAAACCCACACAGCACUCGGGUGAAAAACGAAACAUGACCCCUUUCCUGACUUUCACCACGGAAGGUUAGGCGAGGUAACGGACCAUACUCUGAGACCUGGAAGUAUUCAACACUAAUAAGUGGAAAUAUCAGACGGACAAGAGCUUGUCUAAUAAAUAAGUUAGUGUUCAUUUAAAAAAAAAAAAAAAAAGCCAUUUUGUAGUUGAACGAACAUGAUGACAAGUGUUUUAAAAACCACUCAUUCUAUUCUGACAAUCAGAAGGAUAAUGAAUCAUUUAUAUAGCGAACACUGCACAGUCUUUAAGGUGUUACACAGCACACUGGUUUGGACAUUUUUAUACAGUAUUAAAUAUUCUCGAGCUCGUUAUCGUACAUGUGGAUAUUAUCACACAGACAGAUUUGUAUUUGUGUCCUCUGACCGUAGACUAACUACAAUUUCUGUAGAAAACUGUUGCUGCUGUAAGUCUUUGUAUUGUCUUUCUUUGCUGUUAGGAAAUACACUGGAUAUGUUUAGCUGUAGUUGAGCCGGAGACUCAAUAAAUGGUUUAUAUUUAAAAAGUCUACACACCUUUUGUUAAAAUGGCAAGUGUGCUCAAAAUGUUCAAUCUCAUGUUCCAGAGUAAUCAUCGA